Lathyrus sativus (Indian pea) is the source of this 426-nucleotide messenger RNA. Lineage: Eukaryota; Viridiplantae; Streptophyta; Magnoliopsida; Fabales; Fabaceae. The record is from the annotation of a GenBank genome assembly.
AUGGCAGCAAUUUAUAGUCUUUACAUCAUCAAUAAGUCUGGUGGAUUGAUCUACUAUAAGGAUUAUGGGUCAGCUGGACGAAUGGAUACCAAUGAUACCUUACGAGUUGCUAGCUUAUGGCAUUCAAUGCAUGCCAUCUCUCAGCAGUUAUCACCAGUGUCAGGUUGUUCAGGAAUUGAACUACUCCAAGCUGACACAUUUGAUCUUCAUUGCUUCCAAUCCCUAACAGGGACAAAGUUUUUUGCAGUGUGUGAGCCUGGCACUCAACAAAUAGAAAGUUUAUUGAAAUUUGUGUACGAAUUGUAUACGGACUAUGUUUUGAAGAACCCCUUCUAUGAGAUAGAGAUGCCUAUUCGAUGUGAGCUGUUUGAUAUCAUCCUAACUCAGUCAGUACAAAAGGAUCGUGUUGCGCUGCUGGGUCAAUAA